This is a messenger RNA of Adineta steineri, 4077 nucleotides long. Lineage: Eukaryota; Metazoa; Rotifera; Eurotatoria; Adinetida; Adinetidae. The record is from the annotation of a GenBank genome assembly.
AUGAUACUUUUUGACUGUCUCAAUGUUUGGUUGUUUAUGCUGAUUGUUAGACAAAUAACAGGUAUUUCGUACAAUCAACCAAAACUUUGUGCAAAUGCAACGUGGAACCAGACCGCUACAACUUUCGCCACAAGCACCUUGGUCGGCACACAUCCUCUGGGUAUUUUCGUCGAUACAAACAAUACUGUCUAUGUAGCUGAUAAUACGGAUGACAGGAUUCUAAUAUGGUUUAAUGGAAGUACUACACUUACUGGAAAUAUUUCAAGUGGUUUAAACACACCUAAUCCUCUCUUCGUCACGGAUAAUGGUGAUCUUUAUGUUGGUAAUGCCUACUCAAAUUAUCGAAUUGACAAAUGGGCAUGGAAUAUGACAGGUAGUGUUCCAGCAAUGUAUACAUGUUCACAAUGCUAUGGUAUUUUUGUGGAUAUUAACAAUAUGCUUUACUGCUCAUUGUAUUCUUAUCAUCAAGUUAUCUACAAAUCAUUGAAUCAAAAUUUAAAUGUUUGGAGUAAUGUCGCGGGUGUAAGUGGUGCAGCUGGGUCAACAUCGACUACACUUAAUGGUCCCGUGGGGAUCUUUGUCGAUAUAUACUUGAACUUGUAUGUGGCUGAUUUUGCAAACAAUCGGAUUCAAAAAUUUGCAUCAGGACAAUUGAAUGCAGUAACAAUACCAACAGGAGCCAUCACACUCUAUCGUCCAACUGGAGUUAUACUUGAUGGUGAUGGAUAUGUUUUUAUUGUUGACAAUGGCAAUAGUCGUAUUAUUGGUUCAGGACCUAACGGUUUUCGAUGUGUAAUGGCAUGUUCCGGAUCUGGUUCAUCAUCCAGUCAAUUAUCUUAUCCACAAAGUAUUAAUUUUGACAGUUACGGAAAUAUAUUCGUCACUGAUCAGUAUAAUAAUAGAAUUCAAAAAAUUCUUUUAUCAUCAAACGUCUGUAAUACAACCACAACAGCAACUACAGCUGCUGUUGUUAUAUCAUUCAAUCAACCAAAAUUUGGUGCCUAUGCUACUUGGAAUAGUAAUGGAAUUACUUUUGCAACUAAUAGCACAGUUGGCACAAGUCCAUAUGGAAUAUUCAUAGACACUAACAAUACGGUUUAUGUAGCCAAUCGGGCAAACAAUCAAAUUCAAGUAUGGUUAUCAGGAAGUAGUAUACCUACAAGAAAUAUUACCAGUGGUAUUACUUCUCCAUAUAGUAUCUUUGCUACAAUCAUUGGUGAUAUUUAUGUCGAUAAUGGAUAUACAAAUAAUCGAGUCGAUAAGUGGGCAUCAAACCGAAAUAUAAGUAAUUCCGUAAUGCAGGUUCAGGAUGCAUGCUAUGAUCUCUUUAUCGAUGUUAAUAAUACUCUUUACUGUUCAUUGUAUACUGAACAUCAAGUUGCUAUAAAAUCAUUGAAUGGCAAUUCAAGUAUGUGGAUUGUUGCUGCUGGUACAGAAUGUUCUGGAUCAACUUCGAAUACACUUAACAAUCCUCGUGGAAUUUUUGUUGAUACAAAUCUCAAUUUAUAUGUUGCAGAUUGUGGAAACGAUCGGGUGCAAUUAUUUCUAUUUGGACAAGUAACAGCAAUGACAGUAGCAGGAAGUACAGCUACUGGAACUAUCUCACUUAAUUGUCCUAGUGAUGUUGCACUUGAUGGUGAUGGAUAUAUUUUUAUUGUAGACAGUGGUAAUAAUCGUAUUAUUGGUUCAGGACCUAAUGGCUUUCGAUGUAUAAUUGCAUGUGCGUCUACCAGUGGUUCAGCAUCCAAUCAAUUAAGUAAUCCAUCGACUUUUAGUUUUGAUAGUUAUGGAAAUAUAUAUGUUACGGAUCAAAGUAAUAAUCGAGUACAAAAGUUUAUGUCAAUACCAAAUACUACUUAUCCUCUUUCUUUUAAUCAACCAAACUUUUGUCCAUCUACAACUUGGUAUACAGAUGCUAUUACGUUUGCUGAUACCAUUAUAGCUAGUUCAAAUAUUUAUGGUGUUUUUGUCAGUAUUAAUAACACUGUUUACGUUGCCAAUCAACUCAACAAUGUAGUUUAUGUGUUUAUUGAAGGAAGUGUCAUUCCUAACAAAAACAUAACCGGUGGUUUAAAUAGUCCACGUGCUGUCUAUGCGACAUUUUAUGGUGAUGUAUACGUUGACAACGGUGCUAAUAAUGGUCAAAUCAAUAAAUGGGGAAUAAAUGCCAAUAGUAGUGUUAAUGUUAUGACAGUUAAUAACGGUGUCGAAGGGUUUUUUAUCGAUAUUAGUAAUACUCUUUAUUGUUCAAUAAGUUGGAGUCAUCAAGUUGUUAAAAAAUGGUUAAACGAUAAUGGGACUACUUUUACUGUAGUAGCUGGUACAGGUUCUUCGGGUUCAGCUGCGAAUCAGCUUAAUUUACCUUCUGGACUCUUUGUUGAUGUUCAAUUUAAUGUAUAUGUUACAGAUUGCAAAAACAAUAGAGUUCAAUUUUUUCCAUCAGGGCAAAUAAUUGGAAUAACUAAAGUUGGCAAUGGUGCAACAGGAACCAUUACACUUAACUGUCCACAUGCUAUUACUUUUGAUGCUAAUAGUUAUAUGUUCCUUAUUGACUCUAAUAAUAAUCGAAUUAUAGGAUCAGGACCAUAUGGUUUUCGUUGUUUAUUCGGUUGUACAACUAGUACUGGUUCUACAGCCAAUCAAUUAAAUUCACCGCGAACUUUUGGUUUUGAUAGUUAUGGAAAUCUUUUUGUCUCUGAUCAAGAUAAUAAUCGAGUGCAGAAGUUCAUUAUAGCAUCUAAUUCAUGCAGUUUGUCUUAUAGUCAGCCAAUAUUUUGCUCAAGUGCAUCAUGGGCUGUAAAUGCCGUAACUUUAGCUUCGAGUUCUAUUGUUGGUUUAUUACCUUAUGGUAUUUUUAUUGAUGGAAUAAAUACUGUGUAUGUAGCUAAUCGAGUUAAUAACACUAUUUUAACAUGGCCUCAAUGGAGUACUGCAUCGACAAGUAAUACCUAUAGUAAUUUGAAUAAUCCAUAUAGUCUUUUUAUGUCUAUGACUGGUGAUAUUUAUAUUGAUAAUGGUUAUUUAUAUGGUCGAGUCGAUAAAUAUACAUUUAAUACCUCAAAUCGUGCUACUGUUAUGAAUGUUAAUGGAAGUUGUUAUGGUUUAUUUAUUGAUAUAAGUAAUAAUCUUUAUUGUUCACUUAAAAAUCUUCAUCAAGUUGUUAAACUUUUACUUAAUAAUGGUACAACUAUUCCGACAAUUGCAGCCGGUAAUGGUUCUGCUGGAUCACUAUCAAAAAUGCUUAAUUCUCCUCAAGGAAUCUAUGUUGAUAGUAAUUUAAACUUAUAUAUUGCAGAUUGUGCUAACAAUCGUAUUCAAUUUGUUCAAGCUGGUCAGUUAGAUGGAGUGACAAUCGUUGGUAAUGGAUCAUCAGCAAAUAUUAUACUCAACUACCCAACUGGAAUUGUCCUUGAUGCUAAUGGUUAUCUUUUUAUUGUUGAUAGUUAUAAUCAUCGUAUUGUUGGUUCAAGUUCUACUGGCUUUCGAUGUAUAGUGGGGUGUUCUGGAGGUGGUUCAUCUGCGUCUAAAUUGUCUUUUCCACAAAGUAUGGCUUUUGAUAGCUAUGGAAAUAUAUAUGUUACUGAUCGAAAUAAUAGUCGAGUGCAACAAUUCACUCUUCAAAUCAGCAACUGCAGUAAGUUUCAAUGCCAUCCACCACCACCAGCACUACUACGAGUAGUACUACUACAAGCGACAGCAGUACUACCAGCACUACUACAACUACUACUACCAGUAGUACUACAACGAGCAGCACCACUACGACCACUACUACCAGCAGUGAAAGUACUACAAGCAGCAGUACUACUACCACGACUGCCAGCAGUACCUCAGCUAGUACUUCAAGUAGCACUGCAACGAGCAGUGACAGUAUUACAAGUAGCACGACCACGACCACCAGCAGUAGUACUUCAAGUAGCACUACCACAACCACCAGCAGUACCUCAAGUAGCACUACUACCACCACCACCACCAGUACCACUACGAGCAGUAGCAGUAGCAGUACCACAAGUAGUACUACCACUACCACUAGCAGUACCUCAAGUAGCACGACAUCCGCAACAACUUCUCAAAGAUUAA